Messenger RNA from Parascedosporium putredinis, 234 nucleotides. The record is from the annotation of a GenBank genome assembly. Lineage: Eukaryota; Fungi; Ascomycota; Sordariomycetes; Microascales; Microascaceae.
AUGCACCAGCCUACGGUCUCGGGGGCAGCCUACCUUCAGCCCGGCUCCAGGGGCUACAAUGGGGACGCAGAUGCCGCACGCACCGCACCGCAGGCAGCGGCCCUCAAGUCCUCACCGCUGCUAGACAAGAGAUCCUACCUCAAGAUAGACAUGUGGGUGGAGACCCUGAAAUGGUUGAUGGCCGACAAGCGGUUGUUCGAGGUCCUCCUAGAAAGCCUAAACAAAGAGGUUUGA